GCUGGACGCUUGCGCAAGAAAAAGCGCCACUUAACAGCGUUUCCUCCUCCGAGCAACGCCUGCCAUUGGCUACCGAGCAUUCCCGAGCGGCUUCGUACACCUCCGGAAAAAAAGCCGAAGGAGGGGGCAAAGGGGAGGGAGAGCAAACGGCUGGAGCGCGGCGCGGUGCAUUCUGGGGCGGAAGCAGAGAGUCACCGCUCCGUUAGGGCCGCCAUCUUGUCUGCGUCCGGACCUGCUGCUGCUCUCGGGGCCUGCUCGUUCUUCUCGUCGCGUGAAGCGGUGGAAAGAGUGAGGACGCGGCGCACGGCCGGGUGGUGCUGAUGCGUGCAGGGUCUCCUCGCUCCUCCCUCGGGCGCCGCUAGUAGAAGGGGGCGGGGGUAGCCGGGCGGUCUCCGGCGCGGCCUUUCCUCUCCUCGGCCGGGAUGGGUCGGUCCCGCAGCCGGAGCUCGUCCCGCUCCAAGCACACCAAGAGCUCAAAGCACAACAAGAAGAAUCGGAGCCGCUCGCGGUCCCGCUCUCGAGAGAAAGAGCGGGCGCGAAAGCGCUCCAAGUCUCGGGAGAGCAAACGCAACCGGCGCCGCGAGUCCCGGUCCCGGUCCCGCUCCAACACGGCCCCCUCCUCCCGCCGCGAUCGGGAGCGCGAACGCGAGCGCGCCUCGUCCCCGCCGGACCGCAUCGACAUCUUCGGGCGCACGGUGAGCAAGCGCAGCAGUUUGGACGAGAAGCAGAAGCGGGAGGAGGAGGAGAAAAAAGCAGAGUUCGAGCGGCAGCGGAAAAUGUGAGUGCCGGGCCUGGGCUGGGGGCUGCAGGGUGUGAGAUAGGUGGGUGGGGAAGGAAGGGGAUGCUCUGCGUUGCAGUGCCUUCCUUCCCUAAGCUGGAGCCGUCUGUUAUUGGCGAGAAUGCGCUGAGGCCUUGUUGAGGCCUGCUGCUGCCUGUUUCCCGCCAUCUCCUUCCCGAAACGUUUGUACUAUCGGGUGUGUUGAGGCCUCCCGCUCCGAGCAGGGCGGGCUGCACGCAGCCUUCCCGUCACCCAGCAACGCGUGCUGUCUGUAUGUCGCGCUGCUGCGCUGCUCUUAAACUUCGUCCGACGGUGAGGCCUCAGCGCCCGGAGGCUUUGUGCUGCGCUUCCACGCUUCGCGCCCCUCCCCUUAGCGUGGCGCUUGCUGUGCGUCGAGAGGAGGCAUUCGGGAUGGCCCAUCUCUGGGUUUGAAGAAAUGCUGAGCAGUCACUAUGGUAACUUGGAUUUUGUUGUACUGUGUAUCAACAAGGGGGAGAGCGAAAUCCGGAGAGUUGCUUCAAAUGGAGCUCUUCCUUUUAAAGUUUUUGUUGUGGGAAAUGCAGGUAUGCAUAUAGUCUGCAGGUAGAAGGAGGAUUCAUUUUAGUAACGUUGUGUUACCUUAAGAUGUUUAGUAACCUUCUUAAGUUAGGAAAGAGGCCUUUCUUCAGCAAGAGGAUGUAGCAGUUAUGCUAAAGUGAUUAAUUUUUGGAUGCUACCCUCACUGGUCAAAGGGCUAGACGUAGAGGUAGCAUUUAUUUGUACAUGUGAGGCCAGCAAGUUCUGAUAAUUCUUAUGUGAAGCUUUGAGUUUCUAUUCAACUAUGUUAUUCUGAUGAAACUCAUUUUGUAAUUCAGAAGGUCUGAGUUGUCACUUUCAAUUUUAUUUUUCAUCUUCAUUUACUUCAGAAUUUGGCAGUGGUGUCACGCAGACAUGUAGAAACGUUAAGGGCUCUUUGAGUCAUUGACCCUAGCUUUGCAGUUCAGAAUUUUCUUUGGUACCUAAGUUAAUAACAAGUAUUUUCUGCACCUCUGGAAUGAAGAAUUGGAAUGCCCAUAAUUAUUUGGGAAUAUAAUGAAUAAUAUAUCUUGGUAUUCCUUCAGAUGGAUCUUAUUUCAUAGAUGCAUCUUAUUUCAUAUGUGUUCUUUUAAAUAAAUGGCUUUUAAAAUAUUAUUUAAAUUAUUUUAAAGACUACUAAAUAAAUAACAAAAUAAAUGCUGUCUAACUUAAAAUAUAAACAGUGUUGGUCUUGGUUAUUAAGUUUAUUGUCAAUCUGUGUCCAGAACUCAGAAGGUGAAAGAGAGAAUCAGUUCAAGUAGUUGAAAAUGAAGUAUUCGUAAUAUUUUUUUAAAAAUAUAUUUUAAAUAUCUGACCUUUCUGUUUCUGUGGAGUGUACUCACUGAAAACAGCCCGAUCGGUAGCUCAUAAAGUAAAAUUUGAUGUAGCAACAUGCAUUUCAAGUCUUCUUUUUUUCUGUGCUAAGUUACCUGUGCAAGUUAGAAAACUUUGUAAUUUGAAGAUCUCCUGAAGUCCAUGUAGGAAGAAUGUGAUGUUUGGUUGGUACUGACAACAGAAUAAUAAACUUGUGAGCAAGAAGAAUUGUUGGAAAAUAUUAGACUGUUGAUGCUUCCAGAACACACUUUGUGUUUCAAAAAGAUCAAGCAGUAAAUCUCAAUGCAGCAUAAACCUAUGGUAUUUGUGUAAGACAUCCCUAAUUGGUGUUUUAUAUAGUCAUGUUUGGGAAGAAAAAAUACUUGCUGACCGAAUUAACUGGUGGACAGAUUGUAUGUGGAAAAUUACUUUUCGUGUCUAUUCAAAUCUUAAUAUAUACCAUGACUUCUGCUUUUAAUAUCAUUCCAGUUUUCUAUUAAAAAAAAAAAUGGUAGCCAUGUGUAAUUGGUGGGUUGUCCCUCCACUUCUUCCCCCACCAUUAGAAGUCUGUCUAUUGCUAAGCAUACUUUGCAUAUUUUCUAGAACUGGUCUUCAGGAAGUAAAUGGAAGAUACUAAAAUUAUUUUCACAUUAAUGACUUUUCUGUUUAUAUGGAGUUAUUGCUCAGAGUGACAUUUGUGUGUAAAAUACCGUAAGUACUUGUGAUUAAAAAAAAAAAA
Meleagris gallopavo (turkey) is the source of this 2885-nucleotide messenger RNA. NCBI's taxonomy places the organism in Eukaryota, Metazoa, Chordata, Aves, Galliformes, Phasianidae. The record is from RefSeq and is a predicted model, not a curated record.